AUGCCCGGCCCCCAAAGGUGUACCUUGCUCUUAGGCAAUGUGGCGGUGAACUCGGCUUUAUCGAUCCUCACCGCCGACAUUGCGAGUGGCCUCAUUGGUUUUCUCGUUUCCACUGCUUUGAUCGUCGUGUUUGGUGAGAUCCUGCCACAGGCAGCGUGCUCCAGAUAUGCGCUGCAGGUAGGAGCAAGAACAGUUCCCAUCGUCAAGUUCUUAAUGAUUCUGUUCUUCAUCAUCACGAAGCCUAUGAGCAUCAUCCUAGAUUGGAUGCUUGGGAGGGAAGUUGGCACAAUUCACAGCCGAACCGAGCUAAUGGAGAUGUUGAAGCUGCAGAUCUCUUUGGGAGCUGUUAGCGCCGAAGAGGGAAAGAUAGCACAGCAGGUAGCUGAAGGAGCACUAAGCUUUCGUGACAAGCAGGUGGGUGACAUCAUGACGCCACUGGAAGAUGCAUACUUUCUCAGUAGCCGCACCAAGCUAGGGUAUGAUGCCAUUCGGGAAAUCUUUGAGACCGGAUAUAGCCGCAUUCCCAUCUACGGCAUGGACAAGCACGACUACCGAGGGCUCCUUUACACUAAGGACUUGAUGCUGGCCGAUCCAGAAGAUGAGAUGAAGGUGGGCGACUUCAUCCAGAUAUUUAACCGGAAGGUAGAGACGUUCUUCGAGGAGACUAAACUAGUACAGUGUUUGAACGCCUUCAAGAAAGGGGGCACACAUAUGGGCCUCGUCCGAAAGGUUGGCAGCCUACUGUGA
Molecule: messenger RNA, 747 nt
Organism: Durusdinium trenchii
Lineage: Eukaryota; Dinophyceae; Suessiales; Symbiodiniaceae
Source: the annotation of a GenBank genome assembly